AUGAAAGAGAAUGCGGCGAACAAUUCCUUUACUGCAUAUACGAAAAAUACAGUCAUUAACUCCGAUUUUGGAAAUAUAACAAAUAAAGAGAAGGGGAAAGAGAAGAGGAAAGAAAAGGGGAAAGAGAAGGAAAAAGAGAAGAGGAAAGAAAAGGAGAAAGAGAAGAGGAAAGAAAAGGGGAAAGAGAAGAGGAAAGAAAAGGAGAAAGAGAAGGAGAAAGAGAAGGAGAAAGAGAAGGAGAAAGAGAAGGAGAAAGAGAAGGAGAAAGAGAAGGAGAAAGAGAAGGAGAAAGAGAAGGAGAAAGAGAAAGGAAACGAAAAGCAAAGGAACGAAAUGAAUUUAAUGAAAGUAUCAAAAGAAAUGAAUGAAACGAAAGUAGUGAAAGAAACGAAUGAAACGAAAGUAACGAAGGAAGAAGAAAAAUCAUUUCUAGAGUAUUCAUUAAGCGACGUUUCAAUUUCGACCGUGAGUAACAGCACAGGUAUUGACUCUGAUUUGUAUAAUAACGUAAUUAAGGAAAUUAAAAAAGAAAAAAGGAGAAAAAGAAGACUGAGGAAAAAGGAAAGAGAAAGGGAAAGGGAAAAGGAAGAGGAUAAGGAAACGGAAAAGGAAAGGGAUAAAGAAAAGGAUAAGGAAAGGGAUAAAGAAAGGGAUAAAGAAAGGGAUAAGAAAAACGAAAAGAAAAAUGAUAAGAAAAGCGAAAUAGAAAAGGACAUAGUAACAGACAAGGAGGAAGACAAUGAGGAGAAAAGAAGACCAAAGAAAGAUACAUCACAUGCACUUAGACUAAAAGAGGAAAAAAAAAAACAAAAAAAAAAGAGAAGAGUUUCAAAGGAAAGAAAUGAUAGUGAAAGAAGGCAUAAAAAAGAAAAAGACAGAAAAAAAAAUAAAAAACAUAAAAGGUCUAAAUCGAGGAAUAACUGCGUAUACAACGAAAAUAUACCAAAGGACCCAUUCAACCCUCUACUAUUAGCUUACGAAAAAAGGAAAAAGCAUAAAAAAAGGAAUGAGGAGGAAUCUGAUUUAAGUGGCAAAUGGAAGCAUGAUAGAUAUGAAACUACAUCUGAUGAAGAUGAAGCAGUAAAAACACAGAUGUGCGAUAACUCAUUUCCCAAAAUAGAUGUACAUGAAUUAAGGAAGAAUUUAUGGAAAUCAAAAGCUGGGGGUGUCUGUGUACCUCAGAUAAACCAAGAUAUGAAUGAGAGAAAAAAAGACAAAUUAUUCAAAUGA
This is a messenger RNA of Plasmodium malariae, 1230 nucleotides long. RefSeq names its product conserved Plasmodium protein, unknown function. The transcript has 5 exons. Bases 1 to 1230 code for a protein of 409 amino acids. The record is from RefSeq and is a predicted model, not a curated record. NCBI's taxonomy places the organism in Eukaryota, Apicomplexa, Aconoidasida, Haemosporida, Plasmodiidae.